AUGCAUAAAUCUAUUUUUUACUCUAUAUAUAAAUCUAUUAUUGCAUCUAUCACAAGAGCUGCAGAUCACAGGCGAGCAGCCCACAAGCAAGCGCGUAUGUUCCGCAAAGUGCGACCUUCACAGAUUGUCACAAGACGAGCUUAUGAGCUACUGUGCGCAAGCGCCAACGGCUUAGAGUGGCUAGAUCAGAACGAAGUUGAAGGAGCAGAUGAUUUUACUGAAAAUCAUAUGAACAUGUUGGUUCCAAUAGUCUCUCUUGAGACCGCGCAUGAUUCUCCAUGGACUGAAUUAGAGUAG
Parnassius apollo (apollo) is the source of this 297-nucleotide messenger RNA. Lineage: Eukaryota; Metazoa; Arthropoda; Insecta; Lepidoptera; Papilionidae. The record is from the annotation of a GenBank genome assembly.